Toxoplasma gondii ME49 is the source of this 6310-nucleotide messenger RNA. Its product is annotated as 1-deoxy-D-xylulose-5-phosphate synthase. Gene Ontology annotation, molecular function: 1-deoxy-D-xylulose-5-phosphate synthase activity. Bases 1676 to 5950 code for a protein of 1424 amino acids. The record is from RefSeq and is a predicted model, not a curated record. NCBI's taxonomy places the organism in Eukaryota, Apicomplexa, Conoidasida, Eucoccidiorida, Sarcocystidae. The transcript has 13 exons. Gene Ontology annotation, biological process: terpenoid biosynthetic process.
GUUUCUCUCCAAACACACGUCGUGAACUCGGCGAGAGCGUCUUCGUGGGCCCAGGUCCCCCGCCGCCGGGGCUAAUGCCUUGUCGAGCAGGUACCUUUCCUCUCAUUUGGUUGGUAUCUUUCGGUGGCCCGCAUCUGUCCUCGCUGCUCGCCUACCCUUUUCUGUCUUGCUUUCGGUGAGUCAAAUACCAGGUUUCUCUGUGCACCUCAUUUCCGUGACCUCGUCUUCAAUCUGCUUCCUGCCCGUCUCUGCCCCUUAAAAGAGCAAAGAGCUGCUGAACCUCUGGAUGCGAUCCCCACGCCCCGAGUGACCAGCCGCGCUGGUGCGGCGACCUGAAACUGGCAUGCUGAGGUUUAUCCUGCCUCAUUCAUUACCUCAGCGCGGCACUUUCUCCACUUUUUCAGAGGCAUAAAUGAUUCCGAAAGGCGAAUAAGGCACGAGGGACCGGCACAGAGAAAUGCUGGUGCACACCCACCUCUGGCCCCUCAUGUCUUCUCCCGGCAGUGGCCCGACGCGUUUGACGUACCCCCUUCGCUCCGUCCGGGAGUGAAGCAGCAGCGAGGCGAAAAUAACUUCCGUUUCUGUAUUUCGCAUUGCAAGAGAGGGAACUCCUUUCUCCACGCUUGCAUUUUUUCAUUGUGCCCGUCCGCGACAUACGCGGCUCGUUUGUCUUCCGCUCGCAGGCCCCAACGACAAUCGAGGCAUGCUCGACUGAUCGUCUGCAUCUGAAAUUCCGCUUCUCGCUUUCGCCGUGUGUUUGAAAAGAAAGGAUACCGUCGAUCAGAGUCUACCAAAACUGCAAAAGCGAGGGCCGACGAGAGGAAGCUUCGACAGGCCUCGUCUAGCGCUGUCUGCAGUUGCGGGGCCCGAUGCCGGUGACAUAAGAGUGUCUUCUUGCCGUUCGUGCUUUUCAGUUCGUCGGUCUGUGACAAUCAGAGAUUUUUCCUGUGCUCUCUCUUCGUCUGGUUCAUCUCCAAAUGACAGCCAAUUUAAGAAAAGGUCGGCGGAGUGGCGUUUCUCUGUGGUUCGGGACACUCCCACCCGUCCGGGGUGGGGAGGGCGGGGAAGGAUGAACAUUCCCUCAGAGAAUACACGAGGAAAUCCAAAGGGUAGGAGAGGGAGAAACAGGGCGGCUUCGUUCUCAUUUUUUCUCUUCUUUCUCUCUUCUGCUUCAGAGUCGGACAGACACAAGAAAGCCAGACACAAACACCCAACAGAGAUGAAGUGGGGACUCGUAGAGAUACUACAGACGCCUCAGCGCCUUCCAGUUGGUUGUCAUCCCACCUGGUUGUCUUCGCUCUCUCUUCUUUUCUUUCCAACUUCUGCCUUCCCGCUUCUCUCGGUGUGUCGGUACACUUGAGUGCAGCCUGCUGAGCGGCGAAACCGUUUCCGCUCGUUCACUAGGUCUCCAUCCCCGACAACCCACUCAAGCAACCGCAGCAUGUAUUUUUGUGGCUUUUCUUUUUCUUCAGUUUGCCCAACCAUUUGAUUUGUCUCUUUUUCUGAGGUUUAUGGAGUUACAUUCGCGGAAUUCCGUUCCUUUCCGUCCUUCGUUUGCCAGCACGCCUCUGGUGCCUCGUCAGCGUCCUGAGCUUUUCCUCUGCCGAUCCCUCAGCAGGGGAGCAGCUGACUUCUCUAGCUUCUGCUUCUUCGUCUCCUCUUCUCGACGACAAAGAUGUUCGUCUGCUGUGAUGGCAGAGGAGAAACGCAGGUGGAGAGAAGGCGAGUAAGAAGUAAGCGCCUGCGGAGGAAAACGGGGAGAACGAACGCGUUGGACACCACGCGCUCCAAGAUGUUUGAGUCGUUCUUCCCCAAGAAACGACAAAGGGGGAAACGGAAAAGGAGAAACUUUCCGCCAGGGGCGCGCGCGAUGAGUAUCACCAGAGCCCGCUUCACUCGUUUUUUCCCCACACCUCUCCGCCUGGCUUGCCUCGCCAGAAAAGAAGAGACUCGCGGAGGGAACCGCCGAACAAGGACUGGAAGGAACAGCGGGAAUCAGAGAGACAGAAGCGGAAAGGGGGACAGACGUCUUUAUGAAGCACUCGACAGAGGAGAGACAGUGUGCGACCGGGCCGUGAGAUGGAAGGGGCAUGGAAGGAAGAGGAAUAAAAUUUAUGGGAGCGAGAACAUGCAUGACAACAUGGUCGCAGGAGGGGGCAUCGAAAGUACUCCAGAGUUUCGUUUCGCUUGGGAGAAACAAUGUAUGAGACCAGCUCGACGGCCUUCCUCCGAGACCACUAGAAAGCAGUCGAGGAACGUCUCGGCCGCACCGGGCAGUCCGAAGGCGCCUAGCAUGUUCGAUCUUUUGUCCCAGCCAGUCGAUGCGGCAUCUCGCCUAAGAGGCCGCAUGCAGUUGCGGCACAGCUUCGGUGAUUCUCCGGCUUCCUUGGCCGCGGCUCCGGGGUUGCAACGGACGAUUAGGGAAGACGUCGGCGCAGGGCAGGGCCGUCGUUCACUGCAUGGAGACAAGAACGAACGGUCAUGCGGCACAACCCACUUCCGGUAUCGGACAGGGUCACACAUUCCUGAACUUUCGUCACGUCGCUCCGCUGCGUCCUUCUUGCUUUCAUGCCUUUCCUCCUCUCAGACUAAUCCCGGCAGCCGGCAGUGGAGUCCCCUCCGAGAUGCUGGUUUGCGGGGCAGAGUGUCGUUUGUUCUUUCUUCCUGUGUCUCACAGGUUUGCUUCCGCCCCCCCUUUGCCUUCGCCUUUCUUUUUUCUUCCGCACAUAAUCGUCUUGACUCGCGUAUCUCGCCCUGCACAUCUUCGUUUGCCUCCCCUUGCUACAUGUCUUCAUCUGCGUCCGCCUGUUUCUCUCCUGUUUCGCCGCCCCCCGGCUCUGUUCCGCUGUUGCCCUGUCGCGUCCCUGUCGCUCUGCGCCUUCCCCCUCGCUUUCUUGCUCUCUGCGACGCGUCGGUCUCGUCUUCAGCUUGUUUUGUAGCACCUUUUCUCUCGCCUAGUCGUUCUCCCCCGCUUCCUGCCCCUCUUCCCCCGCCUACUUUCCACUUGCCCGAUCGAGAUCAGGACCCUCGCAAACGGGAGGAAGAGAAACAGAGCGACACCUACGAUAUUGCCCCGCUGGCGGCUGCCUCUGCGCCCGAUAAGAGAGAAGCAGAUAGCAUGUCUUCAGAAGAGGCGCGCAGCAGUCUAGGCGAAUCUCCUGCUGGGUCCUCAGCCAAUUUUCCUUCUUCGAAGCCGGUGGCUUCUGCCUGGCGCUACUCUCCGUCCCUCCCUUCGGUGGCCAGGUCGUCUUCCCUCUUCGAGCGGCUGUCUGUUCCUCCUCUCUUGCCUAGACGGGAGUCAUCUCGUGUACGGAGUGGCGGCGAAGGAACAGGAGCCGACAAAGACUGCGAGUCGCGUGACGGGUUCGCAGGCCAAGACCUCCUUUCCUCUAUUAAUCUACCUGUCGAUUUGAAGAGGCUCCCCAGUCAUCUGCUGCCUCAACUUUGCGAAGAAAUCCGGCAGGAAAUUCUGCGGGUCGUUUCUCAAUUGGGUGGCCACCUCGCAUCUUCUCUCGGAAUGGUAGAGGUGAUUGUAGCUCUUCUGCGCGUCCUCGACGUUCCUUCCGACCGGCUCGUCUACGAUGUGUCACACCAGGCCUACCCUCACAAGAUUCUCACGGGGCGGCGGCAUAUGAUGGGGACGCUGAGGCAGUUCGGAGGCCUCUCGGGCUUCUGCAAGAGAGCAGAGUCAAUCUAUGAUCCUUUUGGCGCGGGCCACUCAUCAACGUCAAUCAGUAGCGUCCAGGGCAUGGCAGUCGCUCGUGAACUUCUUGGACAAUACAAGGAGAGAGGAGACAUGCCGCUUCACGUCGCCGUCAUCGGAGACGGAGGCUUGACUGGAGGCAUGGCGUACGAGGCAUUGAAUGCAUGCGGCUAUUUGAAAUCGAAGGUUUUGGUUAUCCUCAACGACAACCAGCAAGUUUCUCUCCCGACCGGGACGGCUUCAGCAGGUGGGACUGCGCCUGCGGGCGCUGUUUCGCGCCACACACAACAGCUGCUGCAACUGAGAGACUUCUUGUCUCUGAAGAGUUUAUUCCGGAAGAGGAUGCACAACACUUUGCUUUCCUCUAACGUACGGCGGCUCUCGUCCCUGCUGCAGCUCUUCGAUGGCAGACAGGUGAACGGCAGCUUCCGGGAGGACCAAGGAAGCGCGACUGAGAUGCAGCUGACACGCGAAGCAGACGACGUUGGUGUACCGCGGAGCCGAGAAGCAGAAGACGCUGACGAACGCAAGAGUGAGAGAGGUCGAGGGAAAACCGAGCAGUCGGAAGGCGAUGUGGCGCGGGAAAUGGACGCAGACGAAGAGGAAAGCGACCAACCCAAGUCGCACAUCGAAGCAUCAUUCUUCGAGGCCCUGGGACUCGAUUAUCUUGGACCUGUAGAUGGCCACGACGUUGAGAACCUUGUCGCGGUCCUCUCCGCAAUCAAACACGCCGGCCUCAAGGGUCCGACGCUUCUGCAUGUGAAGACCGAGAAAGGCCACGGCUAUCCUCCAGCCUUGGCGGCGGCGGAUCGGCUCCAUGGCGUUUCUGCUGGGUUCUCGGAUCACCUCGACAGACACAGAGUUAAGCGUGAGGUUAGCGAAACGCAGGCAUCUUCUGUAUCUUCAUCAACGUCUGGUCUAUCUCUCUCUGCGUCGACCUCGUCUUCGGCGCCGGCAGUGUCGAAGAAACACACUAGCAGCACUUCUGAAGAAGCCCCAUCUGGCCAACAAAGACUGGAUCCACCAAAAAAGAGUCCGUUCUUGACUUCCAUCGCAGCCCGCGCGCUUCUUCGGAUUGCCGAAGACGACCGAAACGUCGUGGGCAUCACUGCGGCCAUGCCUGGAGGAACGGGUCUGCACUUGCUCGGCUCUCGGUUCCCAGAAAGGAUGUUCGACGUUGGAAUUGCGGAGCAGCACGCAGUCACUUUCGCCGCCGGAAUGGCUGCCGAGGGCCUGAAACCUUUCUGCGCAAUAUAUAGCACCUUCCUCCAGCGAGCCUACGACCAGAUCAUCCACGAUGCGGCGCUACAAAACCUGCCAGUUAGAUUCAUGAUUGAUCGCGCCGGCUACGUCGGUCCUGAUGGUAGCACGCAUCAAGGAAGUUUCGAUCUCGCCUACCUAGGUUGUAUUCCUAACCUUGUCGUCAUGGCCCCCAGCGACGAGCUUGAGCUGCUCCAUAUGGUCGAGACUGCAUAUCGUUAUGACGCCGGACCUUCCGCAGUGCGAUACGGCAGAGCACCUGCCUACGGUGUAGAUACCCUUAACAACUUCCUUGGGCAUUCCGUUGCUGGGGAGUUGCCGGAGCGAGGCGAAGCAUUGGAAAUCGGCAAAGGGCGCAUUGUGAGAGAGGCAGACCCUGCAGCUAGACACAAAGUGGCCAUACUAUCUCUUGGAACACGCCUUCUUGACGCUGUUCGCGCUGCUCAUAUUCUUGAGAAAGGUGUUUCAUCUCUCUCCGAUUCGCCUCUUCCUUGUAACGGGGAGCGACAGGACACGGUAUCAUCUGACCGGCCUGCGCUGUCGGCAAAGGAAGACCAACGCGACAGGGCAGAAUACAAAAGCAACCGUGCAGGCAGCAGGGGAUAUUCUGGAGAGGAUGGAUCCAUCGCACAAAAAGAAGUUGGAGUCACCGUCGCAGACGCAAGGUUCCUCGCUCCCCUUGAUCGCAACCUACUUCGCUCCCUCGCUAAAAAUCACGAGGUUCUUCUUGUUGUCGAGGAAGGAUCCAUCGGAGGUUUUGGCUCGCACGUUCUACAGGCCUUGUCUGAUGAAGGACUCCUCGACUCCGGAAAACUCAAGGUUCGAUCGCUAACAAUGCCCCACCGAUUCAUGGAAGCUGGGACGCCUCAGCAGCAGUACGAGGACGCCGGGCUAACUGCAAACCAUUUUGUGGCAGCCGUUCGUUCCGUUUGUUUUCCUUUGUCGUCUUUAUCUCCCUCUUCUGGCUUUUCGGCUUCCUCCCCGUGAUGAAAGAUAUUUGGUCAGUGGGUGGGUUGCGAGUUUUUCCAGGACGAUUUGCUGUUGUAUUAUAACGAAGGGAUGUCGGUAUGCCUUGGCACGAGUCGUCGAGAUGUUUGUGAUUCAUUUGUUCAAAUUCACGUGCAUUUCAAUACGCGUUACUCGAAUUAAUUUUUGACAAGCGAAUCUGUUUUAGUUGGUUACACGAGAGCGCGCGACAUUCGUGCACGUUGCCAGGAGUCUAGCUUCAGCUGUCCUCAUACAAUCCUCAUUCGCAAAACGCAGGAACAGAUAAGCUGUGAAGAGUAUUAAACGGUCAACACAGCCUAUCAGUGUUAAAUGGCGUUGGUUUGAACCGGUGCAGUGGCC